Saccostrea echinata is the source of this 4149-nucleotide messenger RNA. RefSeq lists its product as uncharacterized. The transcript has 6 exons. Gene Ontology annotation, molecular function: diacylglycerol O-acyltransferase activity; long-chain-alcohol O-fatty-acyltransferase activity. NCBI's taxonomy places the organism in Eukaryota, Metazoa, Mollusca, Bivalvia, Ostreida, Ostreidae. Gene Ontology annotation, cellular component: plasma membrane. The coding region runs from base 217 to 3210 and encodes 997 amino acids. The record is from RefSeq and is a predicted model, not a curated record. Gene Ontology annotation, biological process: triglyceride biosynthetic process.
GUAGAUAAAAUAUUGCAUUAUUGAUAUGUACGUAAAUGUACGUUUCAUUGAUGGAAGAGCCAAUGCUCAGUAAAUCUGUAGAGGUGAUAUGCUCAGCGGUGUUUACUGACUGAUAUUAAACGACAAUGGUUUUCUCAAGAAAUAAAGGAAAUAAUAUUCAGUGGAUAAGAUGUCCAGAGACGAGAUAUAUCCAGACACUAUGUAGAAUACAAAUCAAUGGACGAAUAUACAACCAGAAGUAUCCAUGGCAACCGUCAAAGAGAAUACAAUUUUGAGCAAAGAUCCAUAGAAAUCAACAACAUCCGGUCGACUAACCAAAGGCAGAUCGCCGUUAAAGAACGACACAGUACAAAAAAGGCAGAGUCUAGAGCAGGCAUUGAAAGUAGAGGGAAGUCGAAUGAAUACAAGGUCGCAUCCGGACCUAAGUAUGAAGAAAAACAAAACUUUCAAAACCACAAAGGUCGCUCAACGUCUUUACCCAGAGAAAGGGACAAACUUAAAUAUGAAAAUUCAAAAUCCUUGUCCAGAGAAGAAAUCAGUGGACGUAAAACACCCAAGCAAUUGCACGUCAAAACUAAGGAUGAUGUUUCUCCUAGAAACGUCAACGAAAGCACAAGAAUCUCUUCGGGGAAAAGAUCGACGUCUUCCAGAAAUAGACACCGGUCGGAAGGUGACGCACAAUCAAAGUUUACAAGAAGUAAAUCAGAUUUAUCAUAUCAAAAAUCCAAGCAAUCACAUUCAACCAGUGAAUACUCACCGAUAUCGUCAGACGAAUCUCAAAUCAUGCAUACAGAUACCACCAGAUUGGUUUCUAAAAGAAAAACAAAAUCCAUGCAACAUUUUAGAACGUUUUAUGACAUGCAAAAUGUUGAAAACAAACCGUCUAUCAGAAAGUUUUCCCGCCACCAGAAAUAUUUUUACUCGGAUGAAGAUAGCAGUGAAGCGUCUAUACCUCUCAGGACAGGUUUCAAGAACGGUAGUCACGCUUCUUGUGUUCGCAAUGGUGUGUCCGCAGAUACAACUGUGGAUAUGGAUGGAUCCUGUGACUAUUCAUUCCAAGCAUUGGAAGGAUAUAGUAAACACGGUCUAAAACAUGGUUUUCCUAGUGCCCCUUAUAAACGUAUAAAACAAAUGAAUCAUAAAAAUAUAUGUGUGGCUGUUCUAGGAUCUCUGUUUUUUAGUAUUGGUGCUUUUCUUUUAUUUUGCCCCACGGCAGCUUUGUUAAUUGUGAUAUUUCCUGUCUCUUUCCUAAUCAAAACGUCCCUGUUUUCGUGUGGUUGUACUUGUAAUACUUGUUGUGAAUGUGGUAUUAAGUUGUCCAGGAAGGAGCGAGCUUGGCAGGACAGUCUAAAUGACAGUACAACAAUAUACCAAGCAUUGUUAAUAAUCGAAUUCGGUCUUGAUCUUCAUCGUAUACGAGAUUUAAUAACUGCAAGACUUAUAUGCGCAGAAGAUAAAUUAAAGAGAAAAUUAUACCCGAAAUUUACCAAAAAGCUUGCUCCAUCUUGUGCAGGAAUGGUGUGGAUUCCAGAUCAUAGCUUUACAAUCAACAACCAUGUAUAUUCUUCUCCUUGUCGAGUAGAGAAUCAAGAGGAUUUACUUGAAUUCGUUUCUGAAUCGUCAUCCAAACCACUUUCGCUAAACUCACCACUGUGGGAAAUACAAGUGGUGAAAAACUACGGGGAUCAUAAAGACACAAUCCUGCUAGUACGUGUACAUCCUAUUUUGUCAGAUGGAAUAUCUCUUGCUCAUUGCGUCUUAGCUUCAUUGACUGAUUUGGAUUCGAUUACAUACUCAGUGCCAAAAUAUUCUACGCGUGGGAAAUUUUACAAAGCUGUAAAAUCAUUCUUCUGUGGCCCACUUAUUUUCCUAAAGGAGUGUUUAUUUGCAAAAUCGGACUUUAAUUUACUCCAUGGGCGGCACACGAUUCGCUCAAGUAAAAGAGUUGUAUCAUGGUCGGAACCAUUUCUGUUAGAAAAUGCUCGUAGAAUUUGCCAAGUAACUCGGUCUUCUUUAAAUGAGGUUCUUGUCUCCGUGGCUGCGGGAUCUUUGAGGUCCUAUCUCCAACUGAACGGAGUAGAGAACCCUUAUAACAUGCACAGCCUCAUUCCAGUACAUUAUCGGUCAGGUUUUUCAGAAUACUCAAUCGACAAUAAUCAAAAUACAUUUUUGGUGAUUCCGAUCCCGACAAAUAUUGAAGGUGCUAUUCCAAGGUUAUGGAAAAUGAAGUCUUUCAUGAAGGAGGUGAAUCAUAAUGCAUUGUUCUCAGUCAUUAGAUGGAUCAGAUUUGUGACCCUAUAUACCCUCCCAAGUAUUCUUUACAAUCGUCUUUGGAAACGUGUUCGGAAUAAAUGCACGUGUAUCAUUUCCAAUCUCCCUGGGCCCGAAGGUCCAAUACGAUUUGGGUCAAGACUGAUCAAGGAAUUGGUGGUUUGGAACCCACCACUAGAUGAUGUGUGUGUUUCAAUAAAUUUCAUCUCAUUUGAUGAUCAUAUAAAGAUGACAGUCAUGUCGGAUCCCUUGGUUUUACCCAAUCCAGAGCUUAUCACAAAACACUUUACCUAUCAGAUGUCUUGCAUUGCUGAACUUUUGGCCAAUCGGAGAAUUCCUGGAGAUCAGGUGACCAAACGAACUGAGCCAGUUGAGUUGGACUCUGAAAUCCACGCAGAACCAACAGUGGAACAGAUUCAACAUAAGAUGUCGCUUAUUCAACAAGAGCUUCAAGAUCUGAAAAUUCAGUUAGAAUCUGAGGGAAAACACAAACAUGUAGCAGGCGAAACCAAAAUUAUCAGGAAAAUUGACUUUCUUAAGGAACAGUUCAGGGAACUGCUUGUGGAGUCACGUCAGCGCCGAGCAGCGGAACAGGAAAACGCAAUGAUACUUUCCGAGGAUGAUCCGGAUGAAGAUUUUGAUGAGGAUGGAGAACCAAAACGACCAUUUCGCCGAAGGACAUUAUCUAUAAGCUCCCGGAUGUCUCGUCUUUCAACGGUGUCACAGUCCUCAACAGUUCGCCCUCUAGCGGCCAAUCCUACAGUUCAAUUCGAUCUCAGUUCGGAGAUAGAUUCCGAAUCAGAAGCCUCCUUCAGAAUGGAUGGAAUUUCACAGAUCGGAAGACAGCACAGAAGACAGUUGUCGGAGCAACCCAAACAGUUUGAAAUCUUGGAAUAUGCUUCCUCGCCUUCAGUAGAGAGGAAAAUGAGGACGUUUUGAAACACUCAGUUGAUCAAGCGUGACGGGAUUCUAUUUAUAGCACCUUCUGUUCGUAGAAUUGUGAUUCCUAAGACAUUAUCCUAUACAUCAUGUAGAAUAGGGUUUUCGUAGGUAAAUGUGUACAGACGUUCAUGUGCUCAACACCACAAUUAUACUCCAAGAUCUAAAAGUUUUAUUUUCUUGAAGUAACCAUGGUAACAAUUCAAUAAUCUUUCUAGAUAAGUAAAUAUACUGUAGCAUCAUUUGUAACUUAAAGAUAAAUAACACAAACUUUUUUCAGAAAUCAGCAAAUUUUUCUCAUAGAUUUCUAUUUAGAUAGGUUGUCUGAAUAAUGUUUGCCAGAUAAAGUGGGGGAAUUUAUAGUAAGAUUUUGUCACAAUGUUAAAAAUGGGUGCAAAAAUGUGUAUAGAAUUACAUAGAAACGAAACAGAGUCGCAUAUUUAAGCAUCAAUUUAAACAAAACUUACAAUUUCUUAAUAUUUUAGGGAUUUGUUAUUUAUGUCAUUUUCUUUCAAAAUCAGUCAAAAAAUAUAUAUAUAUCAAUCCAUGCAUCAAAUUUUUGUUUGUGUUAUGUAUCCUUAAUCGAUGAAUGUUAGUAAUUUAACUGAGGGAAAAAUAUCAAUUGAUAGGAUGAUUAAAACUCAAUUUAUAACAUUUUUUUUUUAAUUUUGAGGGUAGAAAUAUAAAAUAUAUAUAGAGUUACUGGUUUGUUACAAAGCACAAGAGUGUAUGUCAUUGUCUGUAAUUUGAUGUACGAUGUAUUUGUAUUUUACAAAAGAAACUUCAUUUCUGAUCAGACAGUCUACAACUGUCUUCUACUAAGAAGUAUAUUUUAUUAUGUACCUGACAAUCUAAGUAAAUGAUAUAAAGAGAAGAUUGACCAUUUAAAAAACUUCCAGAUUAUCUGCUGUGGAAAGUGCAAUAAAUUCUCUCUGAUGA